GCCUGCCGGGCGUCCAACCGACAAAGUUCUCCGAGGACGAAGACGAUGCAAUGUUUAUAGGGGAAAAGAAAGGGGAGAAACGAUCGCGCACGUCGCUCCUCGUCAUCACCUCGCUCUUUUUUAUUUUUUCUUCUCAUCAUAUUCAAAUUCAGUGGCCCUUCUCUCUUGAUGGUUCACAGCCGAGCGAGAGGAUCACGUAUUAAAAUCGUUUUCUGCUGUCACGGAAAAUGAUUCCCGAGCUGGAAUUCGUCGUCCUUGACGCCUAUAAAACGCUCGAGACUAGGCGACAGAGAGAUCACAAGACGGCACACAGCGAGCCCUUGGUUUGAAUUGUUCUUAGGCAUUACCUCUCUGCAUCUGCUUAACUGAAUCAGAGGUCACGGUUAUCUACUAAUCAUCUAGUUAUCAGUUAUGAGUUACAAUCGCACGGUGGUUGAUGAGACACGUCAGGGAAACGAAUGUUCCAACGGUGGACCAUUACAAAAUGGAAGAGAGAUCCUCUUUCAGGCUUUCAAUUGGGAGUCACACGAACAUGAUUGGUGGCAUAAUUUAGAGAUGAGAGUUGAUGAUAUUGCUAGAUCCGGCUUCACGUCAGCUUGGCUGCCUCCAGCAACCAAUUCAUUAUCUAAAGAAGGGUAUCUGCCACAAAACUUGUAUUGCCUUGACUCUGCAUAUGGUUCCCACGAUGGAUUAAUAAAUUUAAUUCAAGAAAUGCAUCAACACAGAGUCAGAACAAUGGCUGAUAUAGUUAUUAACCAUCGAGUUGGAACUACCCGUGGACAUGGGGGAGCAUACAACCGCUUUGAUGGAAUUCCCAUGUCCUGGGAUGAACGUGCUGUCACAUCAAACUCUGGUGGCCUGGGUUCUCCAAGCUAUGGUGAAAACUUUGAUGGAGUUCCCAACAUUGAUCAUAGCCAAGCUUUUGUACGAGAAGACAUAAUUGGUUGGUUAAAGUGGCUUCGCGAAACAAUUGGUUUCCAAGAUUUUCGUUUUGAUUUUGCAAAAGGAUAUGACCCAAAAUUUGUAAAAGAAUAUGUUGAAGAGUCGAAGCCUGUAUUUUCUGUGGGAGAAUAUUGGGAUAGCUGUAAUUAUGUAGCCCCUGAUUCUCGCUUGGACUACAAUCAAGACAGUCACAGACGGAGGAUUAUUGACUGGAUUGAAAAAACCGGACAUGUCUCUGCAGCAUUUGAUUUCACGACAAAGGGCAUCCUACAGGAAGCAGUUAAGGGACAACUAUGGCGAUUGCGCGAUCCUCAAGGGAAGCCACCUGGUGUGAUUGGGUGGUGGUCUUCACGAGCAGUCACAUUUAUUGAGAAUCAUGACACUGGCUCAACUCAGGGUCAUUGGCCCUUCCCAUCUGAUCAUGUUAUGGAGGGAUAUGUUUAUAUACUCACUCAUCCAGGAAUACCAACAGUAUUCUAUGACCACUUCUAUGAUUGGGAUAACGCUUAUCACAAUCAAAUCGUGAGAUUGAUGAACAUUCGUUGUUGUCAAGAUAUUCAUAGUCGUUCCAAGAUUGAGAUUUUGGAGGCUCGCUCCGACCUCUAUGCUGCAAGAAUCGACAACAAAGUCUGCAUGAAAAUUGGUGAUGGGUCAUGGUGUCCGAGUGGUCAGGAAUGGACACUUGCUGCUAGUGGAAAUAGAUACGCAGUCUGGCACAAGUAGUUUGAUAAAAUAAAUCAUUUUUCUUCACUUGUAUCUUCUGUUGACUGAAGUUAUCUUGCUUCCUGUUUUCUAAAUAAUCAUGAGUAAUUUAUUGAUGAUUUACACAUUAAAUUUUGGCUUAAUA
This is a messenger RNA of Musa acuminata AAA Group (dessert banana), 1789 nucleotides long. Its product is annotated as probable alpha-amylase 2. The record is from RefSeq and is a predicted model, not a curated record. The transcript has 13 exons. Bases 412 to 1665 code for a protein of 417 amino acids. Lineage: Eukaryota; Viridiplantae; Streptophyta; Magnoliopsida; Zingiberales; Musaceae. Gene Ontology annotation, molecular function: calcium ion binding; alpha-amylase activity. Gene Ontology annotation, biological process: carbohydrate metabolic process.